This is a messenger RNA of Engraulis encrasicolus (European anchovy), 2488 nucleotides long. Its product is annotated as keratin, type I cytoskeletal 13-like. NCBI's taxonomy places the organism in Eukaryota, Metazoa, Chordata, Actinopteri, Clupeiformes, Engraulidae. The record is from RefSeq and is a predicted model, not a curated record. The transcript is spliced from 7 exons. The coding region runs from base 1044 to 2327 and encodes 427 amino acids. Gene Ontology annotation, molecular function: structural molecule activity. Gene Ontology annotation, cellular component: cytoskeleton.
UCCAACAUGUUAUGUAAACGUAAACGUACAGAAAUGCGUCCUACUAAAAGCUAACUGUUCUGGAAGUUUUGCUAUUUUUAAACCACAGUGUCUGGCAUUUACCGUAUGGGCUUUGUUUUAACCUGGGGCUUCCUUUGAUGAUAUAUAUAUAUUUUUAAAUCUUUAACCUUUUCACUCCACUAGUCUAACUAUGGACCUUAUGAUAAGUCUUACGCCUCGAUCAGGGAUGCCAUAGAAUGUAACCUCACGGUUAUUCUGACGAAAACCAUCACGGCUAAUAAAUGUAUGUCAUUUUGGAGAGAUAAAGAGGAAAUAGUUACAGAUUGUACCUUAAAUUACACAAAUGAAAUGGUUCAACAUUUCACCAUGAUUCCAGUUUUGACCUUUUUUUGACCAUUGCCUCAAGACAAGGUUUCAGAAACCAGCCAGUCUUGAUGCUGACCCCUUGAUACAGUGAUUCCCAAACUGGGGGCCACGGACGUACUGGACGGGAGCCGCAGACAGAAGGGACUGUUUACAUAAAACCUUGAAUAUAUGCUUUUAUAACCUUUCCAUGCAUUGUUAGUAACAAUAUUCACUUCAAUGAAUAAUACAUGUUUACAUUUCCUGUGAUUACAUUAAAGCUUAGCAAAAAUAUGUUUUUGCAUUUAGAAAAUGGGAUGAAGUUUGGGAACCACUGCGGCUUAGUACAUUCCUUGUCUAUGAGUGUUUCCUUGUGUCAUCCACCGACAGCCCUGCACAGCUUCAGUGACAGUCAUGGCGAUAUAUGUUCCUGCCUGGAGAUUCCUUACAUUGUUUGGCUGACCCGAGUUCCUCACCUCUGUCACACAGCUUGUGUUGCGACAGGUUUUGUUCCACAGAGGUAUUUGCUCCAGGCCACGGUGGUGGUGUUUUGGGGAUGCCUCAGCUCUCCGUCUAAGGUAGUAAUUACCCUUUUAAGCUCUCCCCCACCCCACUCAUUUUCUGCUUAAAAGCAUCGCUGGCACUCUCCUGAGUUUCACUCACUCAACAUCUUCCCAGCUGCCAAGAAAGUGUCCACAAACAUGGCCAGUUCCUUCACUAACCGUAGCUUCCGAGUAUCCUCCACCUCAGGGAGCAGCACCCUGAGCAGUGGGAGCACCCUGGGGACCAGCCGCACCUCGCGGCUGACCAGCAUCAGGGCUGGCAGCGUGUACGGGGGCGCUGGCGGGUCGGGGGUACGGAUCUCCACUGGGGGACCCAUGACGCUGGCACAAAGCCGCGGUGGCUUUGACCUCAUGGAUGCAGUCGAUGUGACCACCAAUGAGAAGGGCACCAUGCAGAACCUGAACGACCGUCUGGCCACCUACCUGAAGAAGGUGCGCUCCCUGGAGAAGGCCAACGCCGAGCUGGAGCUGAAGAUCAAGCAGUUCCUGGACAGCAAAGCGUCUCCUGUCUCGCGGGAUUUUGAUGAACAAUUUGCAUUAAUCAAUGACCUCCAUGAACGGAUUCGUGAGUCUUCAAGAUUGAAUGGAUCAAUCUUUCUCAGCAUCGAUAACGCCAAACUUGCAUUGGAGGAUUUUAAAGUCAAGUACGAGAAUGAGGUGGCCCUUAGGCAGUGUGUGGAGGCCGACAUUACCGGGCUGAGGAAGUUACUGGACAACCUGACGUUAACCAGAUCAGAUCUGGAGAUGCAGAUCGAGCAAAUGCAAAACGAGAUCUUCAACCUAAAACAGGCCCACGAGGAGGACCUGAUAGAGAUAAAGGCCCAGGUGAGUGGCCAGGUGCACGUGGAGGUUGAUGCAGCACCACAGGAGGACCUGACGGUUGCCAUGGAGGAGAUCCGUAGACAUUAUGAGACAGUUAACGCUAACAACAAGAAGGACCUUGAGUCCUGGUUCCAGAAAAAGUCCGCAGCACUGACCAAGGAGGUGGCAGUUAAAACAGAAACCAUCCAGUCCUCAAGGUCAGAGAUAACAGAGGUUCGACGCACCGUCCAAGGUCUUGAGAUUGAGAUGCAAGCUCAGCAAAGCAUGAAAUUGUCUUUGGAAGGGACGCUGCACGAAGUUCAGUCCCGCUACUCGGUGAUGCUGGGGGGUCUCCAGGACCAGGUGCUGAGCCUGGAGGACCAGCUGGCCCACAUGAGGGCCGACGUGGAGCGCCAGAGGAGCGACUACCAGAGGCUGCUGGACACCAAGACCAGGCUGGAGCUGGAGAUCUCCGAGUACAGGAGACUGCUGGAGGGAGACCUAGACAUGCACUCAAAAACCACCUCAAAUGCCUCACGAAAGGUCGUCAUAGUUACUGAAGAAAUAGUGGAUGGAGAGGUUGUCAGUUCUUCCUCCACGACAACCAGUAAUGGGAAGUAAGACCAGAGCUUCCGGCCCCAUGCUGAAUGAGGAGAGGAACCGAUGGCUGGGUGGAGUCUUAUUAAUAAAACAUUAUGAAUAAAAUGAAUAAAACUCAUUAAUAAAACUGACUGUGGGGAAAAUACUGUAUGAGACAGGAACAAUGUAUGAGAGUACCUACG